Messenger RNA from Tribolium castaneum (red flour beetle), 1076 nucleotides. It is a transcript of the gene Secp43, whose product is annotated as tRNA Selenocysteine associated protein. Gene Ontology annotation, molecular function: RNA binding. The record is from RefSeq and is a predicted model, not a curated record. The coding region runs from base 122 to 1006 and encodes 294 amino acids. The transcript has 4 exons. NCBI's taxonomy places the organism in Eukaryota, Metazoa, Arthropoda, Insecta, Coleoptera, Tenebrionidae.
UUCUUGUCUCUCUUUGCUUAACGAAUAUUAUUGUUGCCGGUACGUUGGCACUAACUUUGUGGUUAAGUUCUCAUUUAUUAACCUUAAAGCUUUGUUUGUUUUUGUGUAAAACAGCCCCAAAAUGGCAAAUAUGGUGCAUUGCCAGUUGUGGAUGGGCAGUCUGGAGCCCUACAUGACCGAAACGUUCAUAAUUUCGGCGUUUCGCAAAAUGGGGGAAAACCCCCUCAAUGUGAAAGUAAUGCGCAACAAAUUCACCGGCGAAGCCGCCGGUUACUGCUUCGUGCACUUCGCCAACGACGAGGAGGCAAUCGACGCCAUGCACAAGCUGAACGGCAAACCCAUUCCAGGGACCACCCCGGUUGUGAGGUUCCGACUCAAUAACGCAAGUAACACAGGGCGGACGCUUCUAGAUCGUGAGUUUUCAGUCUGGGUGGGCGAUUUGAGCCCCGAUGUUGACGAUUAUAACUUAUACAGAGUGUUUUCAUCCAAAUACAACACGAUUAAAACGGCUAAAGUGAUUUUAGACAGCAGUGGGUUCAGCAAAGGCUACGGUUUCGUGCGGUUUGGCAGCGAAGACGAGAUGAGGGACAGCUUGACCACGAUGAACGGGUACAUAGGGCUGGGGACCAAGGCCCUCAAAAUCUGUAACGCAGUCCCGAAGCCCAAGGGCGCGCUCACGACCGGGACCCCGUCCGCCACCAGCACCACCUCCACAUACACAGCAGCUGAUUAUAGCCAGUUUUACGAUCCCUCGACUUAUUGGCAAAAUUACGCCAAUUGGCAAACGGGUUACUACGAACAAGGGGACGGGACGGGUCAUGAAGCCUAUGACAUGUCGAACGUUAUGAUGGAGAAGAAGGAGGAAGAUUUGCUUGAAUUAAUUGAUCAUUCGCUUCCGCUUGAUGUCGACAAAAUCAACCGCGAACGUAUCGAGCAAGACUGCAAUCUCUGGGAUGCCCUCGAGAGUUCUAAAUGGUUACCGUGUGAGGCGCUAGAGGUCAACUGACGUUAAUUUAAUUGUUUAAUUACAAACUUACAAAAACACUAUCUAAUAUAAUAAAAUUACUUAAGGAAAA